UUACCUGUGGCGGACAUCUAAUAGGACUAUUGGGCAAGCUACACAGCCAAUUGUUUUUAUUUACCUGUGGCGGAGAUCUUAUAGGACUAUUGGGCAAGCUACACAGCCACGUGUAUUAUUUACCUGGACGGACAUCUAGGUAGGCUGUACAGUCAGGAAUAUACCUGUGACAGACAUCCAGGUGUAUUUACCUGACAGAUAUCCACUGCACAACCAGGAUGAAGCAGUAUCUAAUGGUGUUAGUGUUUGGUAUGAUCUGUUUAAUUCGUGCCACAAACUGUCAAGAUGAACAACGAAUUGAUGAAAUUAUAAAUGCUGUGUUGGCAUGUCGUAACAAUCCAGGUCUAUCAGUUACUGUCGUCAAGGAUGGUCGGGUUGUGCUCAGUAAAGGAUAUGGUGUGCGGAAUCUACAGACAGGCGAACCGGCGACCAAUAAAACCCUGUUUGGACUCGCAUCUCUUACAAAAGCAUUUACAUCAACACUGUUGGUCAAACAGCUUUCUGAAAAAACUUCGUAUCAUGUUGGUACCAAUGUAUAUAAAGUAUUAAAUAAUAGCCGUCUAUUCAACAAUACUCUCCGAUCAAUAUACGCCACAGUGGAUGAUCUCAUGGCUCACAGAUUGGCCAUUCCAAGAAAUAACUUUUUACGGUUAAGUUCUACCCUCACAAGGGAGAAUCUGGUAAGUCGAAUCCGGUAUCUGCCAUCCACGGGAGCUUUUAGAAAGACUUUUUACUAUUCUGAUCUGAUGUAUGGGGUGUUAACACGUAUCACUGAAAAUAUUGGUGGCCAGUCGUGGGAAGAUCUAAUGACUUCCUAUAUACUCAACCCGUUAGGAAUGACCUCAACAACCUUUGAAACACGACAAGAUCAUGGUUCAUCAGAUGUUGCUACUCCAUAUGUCUCUGAAAAUGGAGUAUUGACCCCUGCCUCUCAAGAUUUCAUAAGACACUGGGAAUUAAUAGGCGGGUCGGGGUCCAUGAUGAGUACCGCUGAAGAUAUGGCAAAAUGGCUGAUAUUUCAGCUGAACAAUGGCAAGACACCAAAUGGUACACAGUUAAUGGACUUGCAAGAUUUCGAGGACACCCACCGACCACGUAAUAUGAUUAGUUCCAAAUAUUCAGCUACAGGGAAAUAUUUCACGAGACCAAAAAUUCCCGUUACUACUAGCAACGACGGAUAUGCACUUGGAUGGAAGACUGGUUUUUAUAGAGGUUUACGAAUGCUCCAGCACUCCGGCACAACGUGGGGAUUCGCCAGUCUGUUAACGUUAAUACCCGAUGAAAACCUAGGAAUAUUCACAUCCAUGUCUGGCACAGAUAUCGGAUACUUCACCCGUCUCACGCUCCAUAAUUUCCUGGCUGACAUAUUCCUUGGGGAGACGCCAUGGCUGAAUUCCACUACCAUAUGUAGCUUUCCUCGUCCUUGGCACAACAACGUACAAUCCAGACGAACGAAAAGGGCGAUAACUAUGCCUAUCUCUCCCUUUCUGGUAACAAAUUUAGUUAUAUAUGCUGGUGUCUACAGAAAUGAGGCCUAUGGUAAUAUUGAUGUCGUCAUCACCAAUAACAGGCUUCGGGCGAUUUAUGGUAUCGGAGAAUGGAACCUUAACCCGACUUCUGACACCAAGUUUACGGCAGUGUGGCAGAAAGAUGCUCCAAGACUCGACUUUGUUUUCACAUUUAAAAAGACAGGGACGCGUGUCUACUCUCUGAUUCCCGGUUUUCAGAAAUCAAAACCCCCCAUAUUCUAUAAAAUCUCUCAGACACCUGGUUUAAUUGGUUAACAUAAAGCAAUAGACCUCUCUCAUUUGGGGGGGGGGGUGGGUGGAUGGCUGAAUGGUUAGCGUGCGCGCUGUAUCAUAAAGUCUGUCAUUGAGUCGACUGGCGUGGUUUCGAAUCCCCGGUUGUACGUGACAAGGAGUAGGGUCACCUGUCCAACCUCGUGGGUUUUCUCCGGGUCCUCCGGUUUCCUCCCACUGCUAAAGACCCGUAUGCGCAAGCAAAUUAUUAAAAUAAAAUUAAAACCAUAUGUUAGUCCCGAAAUGACCUAGUUUGUGUUGAGUGGACGUUAAACCCCAUUUCUCUCUCUCUCUCAUUUGGGUUCAAAAUACAAUCUCUCUGGCACAAAGCAUAAUUGGUUAAACUACACUUGACGAUACCGAUACCGCAGUACAUGCCGAUAACCCUAACCCCUGCACUCGCAAUAGCCUAACAAAUAAGGCCAGUGGUAGACCGAUUUCCAAGCAAGUGAUUUCGUGUAAUGCACGAGUUAUGUCCCUUGGUUACAACUUCCAUACCUACUUAGAAAUCGCAUAUUGAGGUGAAAUUUUUGGCACAAAAACACCACGAUUUUCAAAAAUAAUGACAAUUUGGCAUAAAGAAACGUAUAUAAUCAAAAAUAAAUAUGAAUUAUUAUGAUAUGACUUACAUGACAAGAUUUAAACAGCACUAAUGCUAAUCCCAACCAUAACGCGAAUGCUAGCCCUAAUGCUUGCACUAACCUACAAUCUCAAUCUCGCCAACAAUCAGGUGUCCUAACCUUAUUUACAUCUUGGCGACCUUGAUGACAAUUGAGUUGGCCUUAACAAAUAGAUUUAGCUGUAUCAUCAUAGUUGGGUCCAAAAUAAAAUUUCAUUAUAUUUUAUGUUUUGCUUUGUUUUGUGGUGGGGGAGCUGUAGUGGCUCAGUGAGUAAGACAUUGACUCAAUAACAUCGCGCUCCCUUGAUCGAUCCCUGAGUGGUGCAUCAUGGAGGGCCUGACAAUGGUCAAGAUAUAGUCAUUCAGAUGGGAGGAAACUGGAGGACCCGGCGAAAACCCACGAAGUUGGACAGGCGACCCUACUACUUGUCACAUACAACCGGGGAAUGGAAACCACGCCAGUUGACUCAAUGACAGACCAUAUGAUACAUCCAAAAUCUUCGACAUUGAAAACACGAUUUUUUUUGCAAUUUAAAUUAGCAUUGGUGUUGUGGUCUUACCUGGAAAAGAUGGGCUUCUGAUAUCCAAUAUUUAAGACAAAAUAAAAACUUUACCAUUGGUACACGAAUCGUGUACCAUAAUGCGUUUCAGUGCCAUUUGUAACAAGGUGCUCAAAAAAUGAGGCUAGACAUAUUCCACAAGUCAUGUCAAACGGUGAUGCCAUAUUCUUAUUUGGAGAGCAUGCGCAAUAUAUACUAUCGGUGUUGACGGGAAUAACCAGAUGCUAGAAACUGUCUUUCGGUUGAGAUUAUACAUUUUUACGGUAAAUCACCAACAGAAAAACCUAUUUAAAAUUACUUAAUAUUGGAGCCAUCCCUACAAAUGGGGAGUCAAAACCCUGCCACUUGACUCUAUGAUAGACCUUAUGAUCGGCAAUCCAAGUCUUAGUCUUGUAUUCUGCACAUUCACUUAUAUGCAGAUAAAGCUAAAAAUAAAUUGACCGGCCCCUCUAGAAGUAUACUUCUUAGAAACUGUACUUUCAAUUCUCCAUCCAGUAACACUAUAUAACACUUUGCGAAUUGUUUAUUUCCAAUAAAAAAAAAAAAAAAAAAUUCUACAACCAGAAUAAACACUGAUUGUUCCUAUUUAGAUAAGUGUCCUAUAAUCGUCGAGGUUUUCGUGGUCUGUUUCCAUUAAAUGGUAUUGGGGUACUAUCUGUUACUGAUACAACUUGAAUACCAGCCAUCUGUAAACCUUUCAGAGCAGGCUGAAAUAAAAAAUAUAAUAAUAAUAUGUAUGUAUGUAUGCCACAUCUGCAAGAAAAUUCUUUUUCAAACAUUGUGAAUACUUGAGAAUUUUUAGACUUUUGAGGUGCUAGGGGUGGCUCUUCAAGGCAUUUGCUCUGGGUGCAAUCUCGGUGUUCCCUAAAAAGUUCAUUUCCCUCAUAGCAUAAACAACACUGUUCAUUGCCCAUCUUCCUUAGCCCCUGUUGUUGCAAUAAAGUAGGACUGUAAAACCCAUUCCAUUUCAAACUUUUAAAGUGUAGAGUUUGCAAUGAGUGAAAUUUUGCCCGGAGAGCAGAACUACGGCCUACUCUUAUAUCGAAUUCCAACUGCCAAUAGAUCAUUUUAGUGCACGCUAAUGUGUACACGGGACCUCCGUUUUUCGUACCAUCCGAAUGACUAGACAGCUGUCCUUGUCAGUCCCUCUGUCCUGCAUCACUGAGAAGGGGGAACUACGCCGGAAAAUCUGGAUGAACUUUCUCGGCCAAUACAGGGAUCGAGCCAGUGUCUUACCCACUUAGCUACUGUGAUCCCCUAUAGAGAGAGAGAAAUGGGGUAUAACAUCCACUCGACACAAAAUAGGUCAU
Messenger RNA from Patella vulgata (common limpet), 4288 nucleotides. Its product is annotated as protein flp. The record is from RefSeq and is a predicted model, not a curated record. The transcript has 6 exons. The coding region runs from base 219 to 1784 and encodes 521 amino acids. NCBI's taxonomy places the organism in Eukaryota, Metazoa, Mollusca, Gastropoda, Patellidae.